This is a messenger RNA of Closterium sp. NIES-65, 1029 nucleotides long. The record is from the annotation of a GenBank genome assembly. Lineage: Eukaryota; Viridiplantae; Streptophyta; Zygnematophyceae; Desmidiales; Closteriaceae.
AUGGUCCCCUCACGUGGCCGCGUCAAGCCGCUCCUGCGACGACCUGCCGUGCAUGACAUCUGCGCACGAAUGGUGGCGAAGUUCGCACUCUUCCCUCUGCUGUGCGUCGUUCUUCAGUCACUCGUUCAAGCGUCUGCGGAGCAUCAACCGCCGCUGAACUCCUACAACAUCAUGACUCCGCCAUCACCGUCGUUCAAGUCACGACCAAUCCUUUCCUUGAAGGAAAUCGUCCCUUACGAUCAAGGCGCGUCUGACACGUGGGCCAACGAUGACUCGCCGGAUGAUCCGGAAUCUCCUCCCGCGUCGACGACACGAACGCCACCUCCGCCGCUAAGCUCCCCGGCAGUUGCGGAGUCGCGCGACUGCCAGUACGACUCGCUGGACAUCACCGCCUGCUCCAUGGGCUAUGCCGCGUCGGCGAGAAUCAACGGAGGAAGAUUCCGGCCGCGGUACGUGGUAACAACGAGCUUCGACUCCACGGACGUGUCGGCAGUCCCCGUAGGAUCGCUCCGGUGGGCGCUGCAGUAUCUGACGGACGGCGCGUACAUCGCGUUCGAUUCGUCCAUGGACGUGUGGCUGCAGGCCGACCUCUUCGUGCCGUCCUUCGUCACCAUUGACGCCCAGGGCGCUCAAGUGCGCAUCCUCAACGGCACCCUCGUGCUGUCGGGCGCGCGCGACGUGAUUAUUCACAACGUCGAAGUGGCGGGUCAGCCGCGCGGCAGUCUGAUAACGCUGUACGGGUGCAAGCGCGUGUGGAUAGACCACUGCAGCCUGCACGACGCGGCGGGGGCGAUCAUCGAAGCAUGGCACGGCACCACGGACGUUACCAUCUCCAACAACUACAUCCGCAACUCGCUGCCCGCCUCGCGCGUCAUCCAGGUCGCCACCUUUCACAAACGCCUUCUCACCCGCCUAUGUCGCGUGCUUUGUUAUCGGUACUUCUCGACUCCCUUGUCUCUCCCUGUCAUGUAUGCUCAAGCCGUCAUGACUGUUUCACCGCAGGGGCGACAUUACUUCAACUACUACUGA